Salarias fasciatus (jewelled blenny) is the source of this 3915-nucleotide messenger RNA. It is a transcript of the gene trib2, whose product is annotated as tribbles pseudokinase 2. Gene Ontology annotation, molecular function: mitogen-activated protein kinase kinase binding; ATP binding; protein kinase activity. The transcript has 3 exons. Lineage: Eukaryota; Metazoa; Chordata; Actinopteri; Blenniiformes; Blenniidae. The record is from RefSeq and is a predicted model, not a curated record. Bases 1001 to 2047 code for a protein of 348 amino acids. Gene Ontology annotation, cellular component: nucleus. Gene Ontology annotation, biological process: positive regulation of proteasomal ubiquitin-dependent protein catabolic process; regulation of MAP kinase activity; protein phosphorylation.
GUGUGCAGCUCGGCUGGCCUCCCCUCCUUGCUCUUGAAUGGACUAGAUUCCCAGCCACGUAAGAAGCACAGCGGCACCACAGGAGAGAGGAUGUCCUGCUGAAUCAAGGGAUUGGCCUGGGAGAGUCGGCCGUCCCUUCCUUCCUAACAUCAAGCUUCUUUUUAUUAUUUUUUUUUUAAAGAAUAACAGCAGCACAUACAAGAGAGACGCCACUUUUCCCCCUUCCAGUGGAGAUAAAGAGAGAGGACGUCGACUCCCACACAAAGAGCUCCGGAUGGGGUUUUCUCCUCCCGUGCUGGAUGACAAUCACCGUGCAUGGAUGUGAUCCCGGCGAAGGCCGUGCACUCACCUAGUACUAGUUAGCACAGCGAGCUAACUAGUUAGCUCUGCACCUGCUAGCCAUCAUUUCUCUGUCACGUUUCUGUUAAAAUUAAGCUUAGGGAAUAUUUCGUUUUGUGUAUUUUUCUCCCUCCUUCCUCUCUGUGCCUGGAAGUUGUAUAAGACAAAUUAAUUUCCGUUUUUUUUUUUUUCAUUUUUCCCGAAACGUGCCAUACCGGCGAGAUAAGCUAGCUGCGAGGUAACUCAGCACUCUUCAUUCAUUUUAAAAGCCAACUUUUUUUCCCCCCUCAGCCUUUGUUGCAGCUUCCCUCCGUGUCUGCUCGCCUCUUGCGUUCAUGUAUUUGCAGCACGGCCGUGCAAAGGUUUUUCCCUCGACUCGGAUCGGCAGUCUUCUCAUUUUACCCCUGAAUGGAAAACAAAGGGGGGCAGAUGGACAGUAACGAAUAACACAGCCAUUCCUUCUUCCUCACUUUUUAUUUUUAUUUUUUUUUAAUUUUUUUGCCUGUUGAUUGUCUAAUUUCUGGAAGGUUGCACUUAGUUUUCGUUUUGUAACUAGGUUAUCUGAAGAAUUGCUCUAUUUUGCACUGAGUCAACAAAGUGUUGCGCCCGAUCGAAGAGGAGGAAGCCCCCCGACUUUGUGGAGUUAUCGCACUUAUUCCUCAUGAACAUACAGAGGUCAAAUCCUAUUAACAUUUCACGUUAUGGGAGAUCGCGGCACAAAUCGCACGAUUUCGAAGAGCUGUCUUGUCUAAGGACUACAGAGUCGCACCAGAGCUUCAGUCCUAACCUCGGGUCCCCCAGCCCGCCGGAGACCCCGGACUCCUCGCACUGUAUCUCCCGCAUCGGGGACUACCUUUUGUUGGAGCCACUGGAGGGAGACCACGUUUUCAGAGCCGCCCACCUGCACAGCGGGGACGAGCUCGUAUGUAAGGUUUUUGACAUUGGCCGAUACCAGGAGUCGCUGGCGGCCUACUUCGCCCUGGGCCAGCACCAGCACAUCAACCAAAUCCUGGAGAUUUUGCUCGGGGAGACGCGAGCUUAUGUGUUCUUCGAGAGAAGCUAUGGCGACAUGCACUCUUUCGUCCGCACCUGCAAGAAGUUGCGAGAGGACGAAGCCGCCAGGCUCUUCUAUCAGAUAGCGUCGGCUGUGGCACAUUGCCACGAUAACGGACUGGUCCUCCGUGACCUGAAACUGAGGAAGUUUGUCUUCAGAAAUGAGGACAGGAGCCUGGUGAAGCUGGAGAGCCUGGAGGACACGUACAUCCUGGACGGCCACGACGACUCCCUGUCCGACAAGCACGGCUGCCCGGCCUACGUCAGCCCCGAGAUCCUCAACGCCAACGGCAGCUAUUCAGGGAAGGCGGCCGACGUGUGGAGCCUGGGCGUCAUGCUCUACACCAUCCUCGUGGGGCGCUACCCCUUUCACGACGUGGAGCCCGGCUCCUUGUUCAGCAAGAUCCGCCGGGGCCACUUCAACAUCCCCGAGACGCUGACGCCCAAGGCCAAGUGCCUGAUCCGCUCCAUCCUCCGGCGCGAGCCCGCCGAGCGCCUCACCUCCCGGGAGAUCCUGGAGCACCCCUGGUUCGCCUCGUCCGGGGCGCUGGGGGGCGCGGCGGCGGCGGCGGCGCACGGCCGGGGCGAGCGGGAGCAGGAGCAGACGGUGCCCGAGGUGAACAUGGAGGAGGAGCUGGAGCAGUUCUUCAGCUGAGCCAGACCACAGCAAGCACAACACGGACGACUCCGCCACGGUCGGCUCGCCGCGCUCACAGCCGAGCCCAAAAAAAGGAAAAAAAAAAAAAAACCAGUAGUUUAGAAAUCAAUAGGUGAAUUUGUCACUCAUAAUAAAGGUGUUUCCAUCCUGUUUCCUUUUUACCACCAUCUCAUGGAAAACCUUGAGCCCGGCAUGACAAAUGGCAUCUAUACGUCACCCGGCGGCGGCGCGCGUCCCGGGUCGGGGCCGCCGCCGUCAAGACAUGCAAGUCGCAAACAAUGUAGCAAAUGUUCUUUUUCGGACGUGUUUGGUUUAAUGUGGUGCUCAUAAAUGUAGACACACUCACCAUUUCUGACACAACGGAAAGCAUGAAGGGACAUGACCAACACAGCAGACCAAGGAGGACGGUCCAGAGUGAACUGACAGACUGCGACGGCGGUCCAGGAGGGCGGUUUGUUUUCUUUUUUUUUUUUUUUUUUUUUUUUUUUUUUUGUUAGCUUUAGGUGGUAAGAAAAGAAACCACACCCAGAGUCAGAACAGCUCUAACUUCUGCUAGCGCUGACCCCUGACCUCGGACCACCGGUUAACAAACGGAGCAGCUUAGGAUUUUUUUUUUCUUUUUCUUUUUUUCGUUCCUCUCUUACUGACAUGCUAUGUCUCUCGGUUUAAGUUUUGUGUCUGCAUUCUUUCAUUAAUCCGUCACUAAAACUCCCCGAUGGCCUUGAUUUCAGCUUUCUCCCUACAAUGUUUUUGUUUUCCGUGAACCCAUCCCUUGUUUUCAGCUUUUUUCCCACUCAGUCAUUACUGCUGCUUUUAAUGUCACUCCCUGAACCUGAACCUGAACCUGAACCUCGCUCUUUAAGAAGCGAUCUCUCGGCGAGCCUCUCCACGCAGCAACAUGCACUUAACGUGUUCGGUGAACGGUCGAUUCCACCUUAAAUUAGCUUCCUGUUUUAUUUAAAUUCACUCUUUCAGUUGUAGGAACGAGAGCAUAACAUUUAUUUAAAGUGUAACAGCUAUAUGAAUAUAUAUAAAUAAUUAUAUAAAUAUAUAUUUAAAACUACAUUGCAGGGUUUUUCUUUAUCCAGAGAUUCCUUUUUUUUUUUUCUUGUAUGAUGUAGGCAAUAUCUUGACACGGGACGGCGCCCGGAGGAGGAGCGCCCGUCCCAAGUUGGAGAACACAAAAUCUUUUCUGUGCCAGUAUUCCUGUGCCCCCGACGGCCCACGCCACCCAGUCUCCCGCGUUUUUUUUUUUCUUUCCUUUUAGGAAAACUUGAUCAGAGAUCUUCAGCGGUCACGACCCCCAGAACGCCACGUCAGUUUUUUAAGUCUUUUUUUUUUUUUUUUUUUGUGGGUUCUGUGAGACGGUCGUGCUCGGGACGGGUACCAGUGGACGCGUUUUGUCGUAUCUCAAUGUUACUUGAAUUUGUGUUUUUUUUUUUUUUAAAACCUAGUCAUCGGCAUGUGCUCCAUGAAUGCUAUAGCCUGCCUAGCAACGGGUGGGAGUCUGGGGCGGGGGUGGGACGGGAGACCGGAGGGUGCUUGUUUGUUUUUUUUUAAGAAAAAGUUUUUGGAAGAAAAAAAAAAAAUCAUCUAAACUCUCAAUUUGCUACUUUUCUGAGUUGCUUUUGGAUUUCAAAAGAAAUGACUAUUUGCUUUCUUUGUUUUUUGUAGACUAAGCUACCUUUUAUUUAAGUUGAUUCUGAUUUGGUGCUAAUGUUUAGUCCUUUUUUGUUUUUGUUUCGUUUCAUGGAGGGGGGUGGUGCAUGGUGGGAUAUCUGCCUCAGAUGUUCUGAUUGUAUCGUAACAGAUUCUGGUGUUUUGUCCAAAUUUAUUCAGUAAAUAAAUUGUGAACUGCUAUUUGA